Messenger RNA from Prunus avium (sweet cherry), 1651 nucleotides. The record is from RefSeq and is a predicted model, not a curated record. NCBI's taxonomy places the organism in Eukaryota, Viridiplantae, Streptophyta, Magnoliopsida, Rosales, Rosaceae.
AAAUGAGUGAGGGUACCCAACCAACCGUCAUUGUUAUAUUAAUAUUUUUCAAAGAUUCUAUAGUACUAUUAAUCCCAAAGAUCCUAAUCUUCCAGCGUCCACAUUCCACCACCUCAACAAGUAAAAGUCAAAAGUAGCUAGCUAGCUAUGAGGCAUUUAGCUAACUCAAACGCAUGAACUCUUGAAGCAUUGAACUCUUAUCCGAAGGCAUCGAAAACAGAAAGAAAAAAGAGAAGAAAAUGUCACAACCAGCACUACCAAAUUCAACAGCAGAAGUGGAAGUAGAAAGACCAGUAGUAGUAGUAGAAGAAGAAGCAGCAAAACAAGGCAAAGGGACGUGGAAGCACGCUGCUUUCCACAUGGCCACCACGAUUGCCACACCGGCCGCUUAUGCUCCCCUGCCUUUUGCUCUCGCUUCUCUCGGUUGGCCUCUCGGGGUAAGCAGUUUGGUGGCUGCAACACUAGCCACUUGUUAUUCUAGCUUUCUCAUUGCAUCUCUGUGGAAUUGGGAUGGGAAGAAACAUGUCACCUAUCGCCACUUAGCUCAGAGCAUUUUUGGGUUCUGGGGUUAUUGGUCAAUUGCAUUUUUUCAACAGGUAGCCUCUGUAGGCAAUAAUAUUGCCAUUCAUAUUGCAGCUGGAAGCAGCCUUAAGGCUGUUUACAAAUAUUAUGACAAGGAUGGUGGCUUAACCCUGCAGCAUUUUAUUAUUUUCUUUGGGGCCUUUGAGCUCUUGCUGUCUCAGCUCCCUGAUAUUCAUUCCUUGAGAUGGGUAAAUGCCUUGUGCACUUUCAGCACCAUUGGCUUUGCUGGCACAACCAUUGGUGUCACUAUUUAUAACGGGAAAAAGAUUGACAGGAAAUCAGUCAGUUACAGAUUGGAUGGAAGCUCAUCUUCUAAAGCCUUUAGAGCCUUUAAUGCUCUUGGGGCAAUUGCCUUUUCCUUUGGAGAUGCCAUGCUUCCAGAGAUACAGAAUACUGUGAGAGAACCUGCAAAGAAGAACAUGUAUAAAGGUGUAUCAACAGCAUAUGCUGUCAUUGUGUUGAGCUACUGGCAAUUGGCCUUCACUGGCUACUGGGCUUUUGGUUCACAAGUCCAGCCUUACAUCUUGUCUUCCCUAACUGUUCCCCAAUGGACUAUUGUCAUGGCCAAUCUUUUUGCUGUUGUACAGAUCUCAGGAUGUUUUCAGAUAUAUUGCAGGCCAACAUAUGCCUACUUUGAUGAAAGACUAUUGUCUCACAAAACUACCAAUCACUUCACAUCCAGAAACAAUCUAAUUCGUCUUGUUUUUACGUCCAUGUAUAUGGUUCUCAUUACUCUUGUUGCAGCAGCCAUGCCUUUCUUUGGAGAUUUUGUGUCAAUCUGUGGAGCAAUUGGGUUCACACCACUGGAUUUUGUGUUCCCUGCUCUGGCAUAUCUAAAAGCUAGAAGACGGCCCCAAAAUACCAAAAUGUACCUUUCUUUGCUGCUUCUUAACUUUGCCGUGGUGGCUUGGUUCUCCAUUGUUGCAGUGUUGGGUUGCAUUGGUGCAGUCAAGUUCAUUGUGGAAGAUGUCAAGACUUACAAAUUCUUUCAUGAUAUGUGAGAAACUCUAGUUAUAUCAUAUGUAAAGCAUAUUGGACAAACAAUAAACAGAUUCAUUGUGUUUACCAA